Messenger RNA from Pocillopora verrucosa, 2135 nucleotides. The record is from RefSeq and is a predicted model, not a curated record. NCBI's taxonomy places the organism in Eukaryota, Metazoa, Cnidaria, Anthozoa, Scleractinia, Pocilloporidae.
GACCCUCUGCUAAGUUGCACGUCUUAAAACACGUGUUGAACAUUUUCAAAAACAAGAAACUGGGCUUUUUGAAGUGAAUCGGUGCUUCUGAAACAGUGUCAGAACAAUUGCCAUUGAAUAGCGUGUGACUGAAAUUUGAUACUAUCAUAUGAAGGGGUUUAAAACCAUUACCUACUCGAACAUGGCGUUCAUCUGGGCAAUCCUCUUGCCCUUGUUUGCUGUCCUAGGACAGACUGAAUCUCGUUCAUUCGUCAUUGACUACGAAAACGAUUGUUUUCUAAAAGACGGCGAGCCAUUUCGUUAUAUAUCCGGAAGCUUUCAUUACUUUCGUGUUCCGAGUUUCUACUGGAGAGAUCGACUCAUGAAGAUGAAGGUAGGCGGUUUGAACGCUGUUCAGACUUACGUUGCCUGGAAUAUUCACGAACCGGUUUAUGGACAGUACAACUUUGAAGGAGACGCGGACAUCGUGAGUUUUAUUGAGCUUGCAAACAGUCUUGGACUUCUUGUCAUCGUAAGAGCUGGUCCUUACAUUUGCGCCGAGUGGGAGUUUGGGGGUUUUCCAGCUUGGCUGUUGAAAAAUACAUCAAUAUCACUGAGGUCAAUGGAAAGCAAAGAGUACAUCAUGGCCGUAGAGAAUUGGAUGGGAGUUCUUUUACCGCGACUAAAACCGCUUUUGUAUGACAACGGAGGCCCAAUUAUUUCAGUCCAAGUGGAGAACGAAUACGGAAGUUUCCCAGCUUGCGAUCACGCUUACAUGGAACUUCUGGCACAGUUAUUCAGGUAUUAUCUAGGGAACAAUGUGAUUUUAUUUACAGUUGACGGUGACGCGGAAUCGUAUUUGCAGUGUGGCACGGUAUCGUCUCUAUAUGCAACUGUUGACUUUGGACCUAAAACUAACCCUGAGAGUGCCUUUGCUGUCAUGCGCAAAUUUUCUCCUAGGGGACCCCUAGUCAACACCGAGUUCUAUGCUGGUUGGUUAGAUAAUUGGGGAGAACCUCACCAGAUGAGGUCAGCCACAUCUAUCGCCAACACACUGGACAAAAUCUUGUCUAUGAAUGCAUCUGUAAACUUUUACAUGUAUGAGGGAGGUACCAAUUUUGGUUUUAUGAAUGGUGCGCAAUACAGUGGUUCAGUUCUUCAUCCCAAUCCCACCAGUUACGACUAUGAUGCACCCUUAACAGAGGCAGGUGACACCACCACAAAAUUCAUGAUUCUACGUGAAACAAUUUCAAAGCAUGAAGCCAUUCCUGUAAUUCCUAUCCCAGCUAAUACAACCAAGUUUGCAUAUGGCAAAGUUCAGAUGACACAAAUCUCAACAUUUCUUGAUCUUGUGCCCAAGCUUGCUGCUCCAUAUGGCCCAGUGAAUGCAACAUUUCCUUUAACCAUGGAACAGAUUGAACAGAACUAUGGGUUUGUUCUGUACAGAACUGAGAUUCCAAAGGGAUUUGCUCAAUCAACUGUUACCCUAUCUUUUACCAGUGUAGCCCGUGACAGAGCCAUUAUCUAUGUUGGAAGGGUUCGUCAAGCUACUUUGUACCGCAAUCCAAAUCAGACAGAGAUCACUCUACAUAUUGGAGAAUUCUUUCAACUUGACAUUCUUGUUGAGAAUGUUGGGCGAAUCAACUAUGGACCCUCCAUUUGUGAUCCGAAAGGAAUUGUUGGAAAUGUUACAAUCAAUGGAAAUAUCUUAACAAAUUGGCAAAUCUAUCCAAUAAAUUUGGCCAAUGUUGUUUCAAACUUGACUUCUCUCCUUCAAAAUGAAUACAACAACAAUGUUCUUGACCCUUUUGCUGCUGAUGACUUUGCACCAUCGUUUUUUCAUGGAGAGAUUCCACCAAACCCAAAAGGAAAUGCAUCUGACACAUUUCUUCAGCUUCCAGGGUGGAGCAAAGGACAAGCAUUUGUCAAUGGAUUUAACCUGGGUCGCUACUGGCCUGUAGUUGGUCCUCAGGAGACUUUAUUUGUUCCAGCCAGUGUGCUCUCACCAAAUCAACAACCCUCCUCUUUGGUUUUACUUGAACUGGAUGGUGCUCCUUGUGAAUUCCCUUCAAGCUGCUUUGUGGAAUUUGUGGCAAGCCCAUCUAUAAAUGGGACAGUUCACCCCAUAGACUGAAGUUAUGUUUGACCAUUAUGGG